AGGUUUCAGUGUUACAACCAUGAUCAAAUUAUUGCUGUUAUUGACCCUCUCAAGUGCCACACUCGCGGCUUUAGACGAAGUCUUUGCCUGGAACGAAUUAACCUUCGCAUGGCCAAGCGAAGAAGCGAAGGAAAAUGCGGUGAAAUCCGGGGAGUACGUCCCGGAAAAUAAUCUACCCUUGGGGUUAGGUCGCUGGAAGGAUAAAUUGUUUGUCACAGUGCCCAGAUGGAAAUCUGGAGUCGCAGCUUCGCUCAACUACAUUUCCCUUUCAUCCGCAAACAAAACAAGUCCUCUAACGCCUUACCCCAGCUGGAAAGCCAACACCCUCCCUAAAGGUGACGAAAAACCCGCCGAAGACCUCAUUGUCUCCACUUUCCGCGUCAAAGUCGACCCGUGUGAUCGUCUUUGGGUAAUGGACACAGGCCUAGCUGACAUAUUCGGCGAGGGAAAACAAGUAUCACCUCAGGCGAUUGUCGUUUUCGAUCUCAAAACAGAUAAAUUAAUCCGAAGGUAUAAUUUGAAACACACCGAUUUCAAAGAAGAGUCGUUCUUUGCGAACAUUGUAGUGGAUGUGAACCCUGACAAAUGCGACGAGGCUUUUGCCUACAUCCCUGACUUGGGGGCCUACAGCCUUGUGGUUUAUUCCUGGGCGGCCAACGACUCCUGGAGGGUCAAACACAACUUCUUCCACUUCGACCCCUUGAAAGGCGACUUCAACGUCGGAGGGGUCAACUUCCAGUGGACCGAUGGGGUCUUUGGGUUGGCCCUAGGGCCCAUGCAAGAUAAUGGGUUCAGGACCAUGUAUUUCCACCCCUUGGCCAGCACCCGCGAGUUCUCCGUCUCCACCCAGGUCUUGAAGAACAAGACUUUGGCCACGGACCCCCACAAUUACUACAUGUUUAAGAUUGAAGGUAAUCGAGGUGAUCAGACGCAAGCAUCUGCGUCAGAUUUCGACGAAAAAUCCAACGUCCUGUUUCUCACUCAAUUGAAUAGAGACGGAGUUGCGUGUUGGAAUCCCAAAAAGCCGCUCAAUUCGAUGAAUUUAGCAUUGGUUGUGCAAGAUAAGGAAGCUUUGAUUUUCACUAAUGACAUUAAGGUCGAUGCCGAGAGAAAUUUGUGGAUUUUGUCAGAUCGUAUGCCCACUUUCCUUUACCGGAAAUUGGAUCCCUCGCAAGUUAAUUACAGAAUUUUCAAAGCAAAUGUUGAUGAACUUAUCAAAAACACAGCUUGUUCUGUUUAAAUUUGUGUUUUAAUACACAAAUAUUUACUACGUUUUGUAACUUUUUUACGAAAUAAAUGUAUUUCUAAAUAA
Molecule: messenger RNA, 1312 nt
Organism: Tribolium castaneum (red flour beetle)
Lineage: Eukaryota; Metazoa; Arthropoda; Insecta; Coleoptera; Tenebrionidae
Gene: yellow-c
Product: yellow-c
Cellular component (GO): extracellular region
Source: RefSeq, marked validated